AUGGCCAACCACCUGUGCAAUCAUAUCGGGAAGGUAGCUGGGGAAAUCAUUGUCGGAAACCUAUGUACUAAGUAUAGGUGCACACAAAUAUCUAACGUCGACUGGGAACGGGGAAACUGGCCAACCACCUGUAUGGGGAAAUCAUGGUUGGACACCUGUGAACUAAGUACAGGUACAAGAAAGUAUUUAAAGGCAACUAGGAACAGGGAAGCUGGCCAACCGCCUAUGCAUUCAAAUUUAGCAGGUGGUUGGGGAAAUUAUUGUCGGACAACUGUGUACUAA
Molecule: messenger RNA, 282 nt
Organism: Prunus armeniaca (apricot)
Lineage: Eukaryota; Viridiplantae; Streptophyta; Magnoliopsida; Rosales; Rosaceae
Source: the annotation of a GenBank genome assembly